AUGAACGAAGAACUUGCAAAAAGGAUUCAUCGAAUGAUCAAAGUGAAUCUGAAGAUGGAAAACCCUUCAGAUGUUGUGAAGAAGUUUGCGAUUGAUUCGUCGCAAUUAGAUGAGAAAUUGCAUAAUUUGAGCGAUAAAGAGGCGAUUGAUUUGUUGAUUUCGAAGGAUAAAGGCGAUAGUUCGUCGUCGGGUGUUGUUUAUCAUUUGGUGACCAGUUAUGAUAAUCCGGAAAAGUUUUCGAAGGUGAGAUGAUGUUUGGGGAGCGGGUUGGGGAGGAAAAUUGGAGACUGGAGAAGUGGAGGAGCUUGAAAAUCAUGGAAAUUUGGUCUAGGAGGUGAAAUUUCAGGGUUUUUCGAGUUCUAGACCUGAAUUUUGUGAUUUUCAAGGUCCUGGAGCUGAAAAGUGAGAUUUGAAAGAUUUUGAAGCUUGAAAAUCAUGAAAAUCAGCUAGCUGGGUUGAAAUUUCGUGAUUUUCGAGGUCCUGGAGCUGGAAAAUCAUGAAAUUCUGCUCCAGAAGCUUAAAAAUUCCAGAAAUCACCGUUUGAAGGCUGACAACCAUGAAAAAUCUGAAAUUUUGCUUCACAGUCAUCAAAAUUAGAUCCAGAAGCUUGAAAAUCAUGGAAAUUAGCUCGCUGGCUUGAAAUUUCGUGAUUUUCAGGGUCCUGAAGCUGAAAAGUAAGAUUUGAAAGGUUUUUGAGCUUGAAAAUCACAAAAUUCAUCGUUCCAGGCUAAAAAUGCAUCAAAAUUUCCGAAUUUUGACUCAAAACUUAUCCAAUUCAGCGUCAGAAGCUAGAAAAUCACAAAUUUCAUCGUUCGAGGGCUGUGAACCAUGAAUAUUCUGAAAUUUUGCUUCACAAUUCAUCAAAUUCAGUUUCAGAAGCUAGAAAAUCAUGGAAAUUUGAUGUCUAGACAAAAAUCUUGUGAUUUUCAAGCUCCUGGAGCUAGAAAAUCAUGAAAUUCAUCGUUCCAGGCUGACAAUUCAUCAAAAUUCUCAAAAUUUGACUCAAAAAUCUUAAAAUUCAGCUCCAGAAGGUAGAAAAUCGUGAAAAUUCGCUCGCUGGAUUGAAAUUUCGUGAUUUUCGAGGUCCUGGAGCUUGAAAAUCAUGGAAAUUUGGUCUAAAAGUUGAAAAAUCAUGAAAUUCAGCUCCAGAAGCUAGAAAAUCAUGAAAUUCAGCUCCAGGAGCUAGAAAAUCAUGAAAUUCAGCUCCAGAAGCCAGAAAAUCAAGAAAUUCAGCUCCAGAAGCUAGAAAAUCAUCAAAAUCAGCUCCAGAAGCUAGAAAAUCAUGAAAUUCAGCUCCAGAAGCUAGAAAAUCAUCAAAAUCAGCUCCAGAAGCUAGAAAAUCAUGAAAUUCAUCGUUCCAGGCUGAAAAUUCAUCAAAAUUCUCAAAAUUUGACUUGAAAAUCAUCAAAAUCCAUCUCCAGAAGCUAGAAAAUCAUGAAAUUCGCGAAUUUUGCCUCAAAACUCAUCAAAUUCAGCUCCAGAAGCUAGAAAACCAUCAAAAUUCGCGAAUUUUGACUAAAAACAUCCCAAAUUCCACCCCAAAACCUCAAAUUUCCAAAAUUUUCAGAUGAUGAAAUACAUUUUGGGAGCCGGUGUCGAUUAUUGGCAUACAAUAUUGUGCAAUUUGAAUAUGAUAUUAAUUGAAGUGUGGCAUUUGAUACAUUUGGGAUGUAAAGAGCAAUUAGUUCGGCUAAUUCGAGAAGGAAUUCGAUUGAAUGUGAAAUCGAUUGAAAAUGUUCUCAUGAAUGUUUUUAAGAAUAUUUCGGGAUCCGGAGAUUGGCAGACUAAAGUUCGAAUUAUGAAUAUGGUACGGGAAGGCUGAAAUUUGGCUGAAAAUUGGAGAUUUUUCAUGCGAAAAUGCAGGUUUACUUGUGUUUUCACAUGAAAAAUUGAGAUUUUCAGCAUGAAAUUAUAGAAAUUUGGCUGAAAAUUGUAGAUUUUUCAUUGGAAAAUGCAGGUUUACUUGUGUUUUCACAUGAAGAUUCAAGAUUUUCAGCCAAAUUUCAAUUUCAGCAUGAAAUUAUAGAAAUUUGGCUGAAAAUUGAGAUUUUUCAUAGGAAAAUGCAGGUUUACUUGUGUUUUCACAUGAAGAUUCAAGAUUUUCAGCCAAAUUUCAAUUUCAGCAUGAAAUUAUAGAAAUAUGGCUGAAAAUUGAGAUUUUUCAUAGGAAUAUGCAGGUUUACUUGUGUUUUCACAUGAAGAUUCAAGAUUUUCAGCCAAAUUUCAAUUUCAGCUCGAAAUUAUAGAAAUUUGGCUGAAAAUUGGAGAUUUUUCAUUGGAAAAUGCAGGUUUACUUGUGUUUUCACAUGAAAAAUUCAGAAUUUUAGCCAAAUUUCCGUCUGAAAAUUCAAAUUUUGAGAGUUUCUUAUCUGAAAAUUGUCGUUUUCUCAUUGAAAAUAUGCUGAAAAUCUGAAAAUUCAGAAUUCCAGCAUAUUUUCAAUGAGAAAUCGGCUGAGAUGCGGAAGCUAUGCCCAAAUUUUGAAUUUUUGUUCAGAAAAUAUGAUUUCUAGUCCAUUUUCGCUCAAAAAUCCCAAAUUUUCAUUCGAAAUUGUCGUUUUCCCAUUGAAAACAUGCUGAAAAUCUGGAAAUCCAGACUUCCAGCAUAUUUUCAAUGGGAAAUCGGCGGAGAUGCGGAAGCUAUGCCCAAAUUUUGAAUUUUUGUCCAGAAAACAUGAUUUCUAGUCAAUUUUUGCUCAAAAAUCCCAAAUUUUCACUAGAAAUUGUCGUUUUCCUAUUGAAAAUAUGCUGGAAAUCUGGAAAUCCAGACUUCCAGCAUAUUUUCAAUUGGAAAUCGGCUGAGAUGCGAAAGCUAUGCUCAAAUUUUGAAUUUUUGUCCAGAAAACAUAAUUUUUAGUCAAUUUUUGCUCAAAAAUCUAAAAUUUUCAGUCAUUUUCAGCCAAAAAUUCACAAUUUCCCCAUUUUUUCCAGCUAAUGAACACAAUUCGAGAACACGAACCCUGGUUCAAAUCAAUAAAAUCGGGCGCCGGUUUGAUGUCCACUAUUAUAAUGGUAACUUCACAUAUUAUUGUUGACACACCUCAACCAAUCACAAAAGAGGAUCAGUUCAAAAAUCAGCUUAUCGUAUUUUUGACAUUUGUCAUUAGGUAAGCGAUUUUUGGGGUGAAAAUGAGCCAAAAUUCGAAAAAAAUGACCUAAAAUUCACUUGAAAUUGAUUUUUUCGAAUUCCUUGUGAAAAAUUAGCCAGGAAUGAUGUUUUUCUGAGUUUCUAGCGUUAAAAUUGACACAUGACCGAGUUUUUUGGUUUCCUAGGCCAUGAAGUGGAAAGUUAGGCCACGUUGAGCUCUGGAGGUGAAAUUAGGUUUUCCUGGAUCAAAAAAUCAUGAGGAAUCCUAUGGAACUAUGUAAAAUCUUUGAAAAUCAACAGAUGGCCGAGUUUUUUGGAUUUCUAGUCCGCCAAUUUGGUUUUCUAGGCCAUGGUGAAAAAUUAAGCCUGUUUGGUGUUUUCUGGGUCAGAAAAUCAAUGGGAAUCUCAUGAAAACAUGUAGAAUCUUUGAAAAUCAACAUAUGGCCGAGUUUUUUUUCGGAUUUCUAGUCCGCCAAUUUGGUUUUCUCGGCCAUGACCGAAAAUUAGGCAUUUUUGAUGUUUUCUGGGUCAGAAAAUCGUGAGGAACACGAUUUUUUCACUGAAAGUUAUGAAAAGUGCCCAGAACUCUUUCAAAUUUUCAUUCCAGAUCCCGAAAACUCGAUUGCCACGCUCUUGGUCGUGAUUUUGUGAUAAUAAUCGCUCGACUUGGCCGAAUUCCACAAUUUGAGGAAAUUUGGCGAGAAUUACACCAAACACCCGGAAAUUUUGGAAUAUCUUCAAUUGAGGAAUUCAUUUCGCGCCCAAAUAUUGUUGGAUUAUUGAGAUUAUCCACUGAAUUGCAGAGAAAAAUUGAUCAUAUUGUGUUUUAUUCGAAAAAUAAUUUGAUUAUUUAUUAUGAUUGGAUCGUUAAAUCUGUGAGUUUUGGGCUAAAAUUGAGCAAAAAUGCUCCAAAAUUCAUGGAAAUCGCUGAAAAUUCGAUCUGAAAUCACCUUUUUCGAAUUCCUCGUGAAAAUUCACCCCGAAAACAUGUUCUCCCGAGUUUCUAGCGUUAAAAUUGACAUAUGGCCGAGUUUUUUGGAUUUCUAGGCCAUGAAGUGGAAAGUUAGGCCACGGUGAGCUUUCGGGUUGAAAUUAGAUUUUUCUUGAUCAGAAUUUUAUGAGGAAUCUCAUGGAGAUAUUUAGAAUUUUUAAAAAUCGAGUUUUUUGGAUUUCUAGGCCAUUAAUUUGGUUUUCUAGGCCAUGCUUCAAAAUUGGGGUUGUUUGGUGUUUUCUGAACCAGAAAAUCAAGGGGAAGAAGAUGGGAAAAUUGCAAAUUUGAAAUUUGGACUAGUUUUGGAUUUCUAGGCCAUCUAUUUGGUUUUCUAGUCCACAAUCUAAAAUAAGGCUUAUUUGGUGUUUUCCGGACCGGAUUUUCAUGAAAAUUUCGAAUUUCUGCACAAAAACCCGUGAUUUUCAGCACCUCCGCCAAUUGGAUUCUGGAAGUCUUCGUGCUGAAAUUGUCAGAUAUUUGUGCUCAAUGAGCAUUGAUGCGAAAAAUCAUGGACCUGCGGUUUUUGAAAAUCGCAUUCAAUUGUUGCAUUUAUUGGUCUCCACGGCACCGGUGAGUUGUUUUUGACCAAAUUUUUGGGAUUUUCAGCAAAUUUUGAGCCAGGAUUCCAGAUUUUCAGUCAAAAAUCUGUAAUUUUUGAAUUUUCAGCCUGGACCCGAACAACAAUGGCUGAAAUUGUGCUUAUUUGUGGAAUGGUUUGGAUGUGAUGAAAGAUUUGUGAAUUACAACAAUUCAAAUGUUGAAAUUGCCAUAAAUUUAGUCAGGUUCGUUUUUGGCUGAAAAUUAUGCUGAAAAUCGCGAUUUUCAGCCUAAAAUUAGCUGAAAUUCAAGAUUUUCAGCCCCAAAAAUCAAUAAUUUUCCAGAUAUUCUCUAUCGAUUCAAGCUCCACCGCCUUCUCAAAACUCCAUUAUUCAAGCAUCGCAUUGUUCGCCUUUUGCAAAUUCCCUUCUCGAAUAUUUGUGUAAAGUUGGUUUUUUCGCGCUGAAAUUUUGAUUUUUUCGAAUUCCUCGUGAAAAAUUAGCCAGAAAACAUGUUUUCCUGGUUCUCUAGCGUUAAAAUUGACACCUGGCCGAGUUUUUUGGUUUUCUAGGCCAUGAGGUGGAAAGUUAGGCCACGGCGAGCUUUGGGCUCGAAAUUAUGUUUUCCUGGAUCAGAAAAUCAUGAGGAAUCCUAUGGAAAUAUGUAAAAUCUUUGAAAAUCAUCAAAUGGCCGAGGUUUUUGGUUUCCUAGGCCAUGAGGUGGAAAGUUAGGCCAUGGAAAGAAUUGGGGGAUUAUGGGUGUUUUCUGAAUCAGAAAAUCAAGAGGAAGAAGAUGGGAAUAUUGAAAAUUUGAAUUAUGGCCGAGUUUUGGAUUUCUAGGCCACCAACUUGGGUUUCUAGGCCAUGACCUAAAAUUGGGCGUUUUUGGUGUUUUUCGAACCGGAUUUUUAUGAAAAUCACGAUUUUCAUAAGAAAAACUUUGAAAAUCCAAUCUGAAAUUAAUUUCAGUUCCAAAAUGUAUUUUUUUGCAGAGUGUCGACCUGUUCCUCCCCUCACAAUCUGAUCAAAUUCGAAAAAAUGUGAACACUGCUAUGAAAUUUUGUCGCGAUCGAUUUCAACAGUAAGAUUUUCAGAUUUUCUGGCUGAAAAUUUGCGGAUUUUCAGCCAAAAAUCAUGAUUUUUUCAGCGGACUACAACAAAUUCUGGAAAAUUAUAAAAUUGAUCGAAAAAUUGGCGAUCAAAUGCGACAAAUUUGGCCCGAUUUUAUGAGGUUUUCGACCUGAAAUUCAGGAUUUUCAGCCAAAAAUCAAUAAUUUUCCAGAUCCUCUCAAAACCCGCCGAAAAAGCUCAAAAAACCCGCUCAAAAUCCACCAGAAGACACCAAGAUUACGGUAGCUACAGUAGCUACAGUAACCCAACCACAAUACAUCUCGGAACCCAUUCUAACCGCAGCUGAAAAGAAGAAAUUGGCUGAAAAAGAGGAGAUGGAACUAGAGUCUAGUAUGAAAUUGUUGAAAGGAGAGAUUAGGGAGAAAAUCGAGGGAUUGAAGUGAGUUUUUUGGAUUUCUAGGCCAUGAAGUGGAAAGUUAGGCCACGUGGACAUUCAACGAAUAUUCGACAAAUAUACAGUAAUCUUAUUGUAGACACGAAAUCUAUCUACAGUACCCUGAUUACUGUAGGAAACAAAACUACAAGUCAUUGGCUUUUAUGCAAAGACUUGUAGCAAAAAAAAACAACAGUAAUUUUCUACUUUUUGGCUUUUAAGCAAAAAGUAGACAAAAUCGGAUUCCAGAGAAAAUUGUCGCCAAAUCGCCCUGAAAAAUUCAAAUUUUUUCUUUAAAAAUUCAAAAUUUGGGCAUAGCUUCCGCAGAAAUUCCAGGAAAAAACUAAUAAAAUCCAGGGUUUUCAAGAUUUUCAAAUUUUAAAAAGAAAAUCAAGAGAAAUCCCUGAAUUUUAUUAGUUUCUCACUGGAUAUUCCAGAAGUUCUCAUUUAUUUUAAGAAGUUUUUCAAGAAAAAUUCGAAAAUUGAGCAUAGCUUAUCUGAAAUUCCAAUUGAAAAUCUGAAUUCCAUCAAUUUUCAAUUAAAAUUCCAGAAUUUCUUCUUGUUUGCCCCAAAGUUAGGCUUUUUUGGUGUCUUUCGAACCGGAUUUUCAUGGAAAUCACGAUUUUCACGAAGAAAACCCUUCAAUUUUAUGAUUUUACCUGAAAUUGAUCAAAAUUCAACCUGAAAUUAAUUUCAGAUCACAAUGGAAAGAGUUUUCGGACGAUGCGGAUAAAUGUGAAGCGGUUGAAACGAUUUUGACGCAUUUGUGCAAAAAUGUGAGAUUUUUAGCCAAUUUUUAAGCUGAAAUUAAUUUCAGGAUGAUAAAUUGGACGAUUCUCAACAGGAAAUUGCUGCGCAAUGUCUUUUGGCAAUUAUGGGAAGUGUUGUGGUAGAAGGUGAGGAUUUUUGGCUGAAAAUUGAUCUGAAAUUAAAAAUUUUGACCCAAAAUUGAUAAUUUCCAGAAAAAUCGCUUCUACCUGAGACAAAUGAGAUUUCUGAGGCGUUCACACACCCGAUUUAUUCGAUUUUCAAAAUGUUGUGGUGAGUUUUUCUGAAAAUUCUGGAGUUUGGACUCAGUUUCAAGCUGGAAUCAUCAAAUUUUCGAAUUCCUCGUGAAAAUUCAGCUAGGAAACAUGUUCUCCUGGUUCUCUAGCGUUAAAAUUGACACAUGGCCGAGUUUUUUGGAUUUCUAGGCCAUGAAGUGGAAAGUUAGGCCACGGUGAGCUUUGGGCUCGAAAUUGGGUUUUCCUGGAUCAGAAUUUCGUCAAGAAUCUCAUGUUAGCAUAUAAAAUCUUUGAAAAUCAUCAGAUGGCCGAGUUUUUUGGAUUUCUAGGCCAUGUAUUUGGUUUUCUAGGCCAUGCUUCAAAAUUAGGGUUGUUUGGUGUUUUCUGGGUCAAAAAAUUGAGAGGAAGAAGAUGGGCACAUUGAAAAUUCGAAAUAUGGCCUAGUUUUGGAUUUCUAGGCCAGCUUUUUGGUUUUCUAGGCCACAACCUAAAAAUAGGCUUAUUUGGUGUCUUUCGAAGCGGAUUUUCAUGAAAAUCGCGAAUUUUUCGAAUUUUUGCAGUUUUCCACCAAACGACGACUCAAAUGCCAGUGAAAUAAUGGUGAAUUUGAUGGCUGCAAUGAGAGAAAAAGACGCUAGUCUAACCUAUGUAUUUUUGUAUUAUAUUAAGGUAAGAUUCGUGAUUUUUAGGUCAAAAUUUAUGAAUUUUGGUGGAAAAUGACCCAAAAUUCGUGAUUUUUGACCUGAAAUUAGUCAAAAAUUGGGAUUUUUACCCUGAAAUUGAAUUUUUUGCAGGGAUCAGAUACCCGAACUCAGGACACAAUUGAGAUUUAUCGAGAAAUUGCACGGGUCAGCGAUAAAAAUGUGGAUGAAAUGCUGUGCUCGGAUAUUCAGGUAAGAAAAACCCUUAAAUAGCCUUGAGAAAGCCUAAAGAAGUCUCUAAUAAGCCCUUAGAAGCUCUAAAAACCCCUUAGAAGCCUUAAGAAGCCCUUAGAAAGCUCCAGGAAGCCUGAAGAAGCCUCUAAAGCCCCUAAAGCCCCUAAAAAUCGUUUUGGGCCUUUAAAAAACCCUUAGAAAGCUUCAGGAAACCUUAAGAAGCCUCUAAAGCCUCUAAAAGCCCUUAUAGACUUUAAAAAGCCUUUAGAAAGCCCUAAAAGCCCUUAGAAGCCCUGAAAAGCGUUAAGAAGCUUCUAAAAAUCAGUUUAGGCCUUAAAAAGCCUUUAGAAAGCUCCAGGAAGCCCAAAGAAGCCUCUAAAGCCCCUAAAACACGUUUUAGGCGUCAAAAAGCCUUUGGAAAACUCCAGGAAGCCCUUAAAGCCUUAAAAAUUCCCUAAAACCAGUUUUAGGCCUUAAAAAGCCUCUAGAAAGCUCCAGGAAGCCCUAAAAAGCCCUAAAAAGCCUUAAGAAGCCUCUAAAGUCCCUAAAAACCCUAAGAAGCCUCUGAAGCCCCUGAAAAGCCUUAAGAAGCCUCUAAAGUCCCUAAAAAGCCUUAAGAAGCCCCUAAAAGUAGUUUUAGGCCUUAAAAGCCUUUAGAAAGCUCCAGGAAGCCUUAAGAAGCCUCUAAAGCUCCUAAAAGCCCUCACAGGCCUCAAAAAGCCUUUAGAAAGCCUUAAAAGACCUUAAGAAGCCCUAAGAAGUCCCUAAGGCCCCUAAAAUUCUAAAAUUUUCAGCUGUGCGCUCUCAACGAUAUUCGACUUUUCGCCUACCUAAUCCCCUUCAUUUUUUCCCAAUUCCAAGACGAAGUUUUUCAAUCUUCCGAGGUUUGUCUGAAAUUCUGGCUGAAAAUCUGAGAUUCUGCGAUUUUCAGCCAAAAAACAGAGGUUUUCAGCUGAAAAUUGGCCAAAAAACUUGAUUUUCAGCCAAAAAUCCACGUUUUUUCGAAUUUUCAGCCAAAAAAACCUCUUAUUUUCCAGCUGCUGAAUGUGUUGUGCGCAAAUUUGGACUCUAGCCAACUCCGAGUUUUUAUCAGUGAAAUGAUUCGAGAAGAAAUCAAGCUCUUCAAAAAAGACACAUUUUCCGCGCAUAUUUUGGCGAGUGUUGAAUGGCCGACGAGUUCACAGUGGAUUUUUUGGCAUUUGGGUGGGUUUUUGGGUGAAAAUGAUGAAAAAUGACCUAGAAUCACUAAUUUCUGGUCUAAAAUGACCCUGAAAUCAUUUUUUUCGAAUUCCCCGCGAAAAAUCACCCCCAAAACAUGUUCUCCUGUGUUUCUAGCGUUAAAAUUGACAUAUGGCCGAGUUUUUUGGAAUUCUAGGCCAUGAAGUGGAAAGUUAGGCCACGGUGAGCUUUCGUGUCGAAAUUAGGUUUUCCUCGAUCAAAAUUUUAUGAGGAAUCUCGUGGAGAUAUUUAAAAUCUUCAAAAAUCACCGGAUGGCCGAGUUUUAUAGUUUGCUAGGCCAUCAAUUUGGUUUUCUAGGCCAUGCUUCAAAAUUGGGAUUUUUUGGUGAUUUCUAGAUCAGAAAAUUGCGGGGAAGAAGAAUAUGACAUUGAAAAAUUGAAAUAUGGCCUAGUUUUGGAUUUUUAGGCCAUCUAUUUGGUUUUCUAGGCCAUGAGCUAAAAUCAAGCGUUUUUGGUGUUUUUCGAACCGGAUUUUUAUGAAAAACACGAUUUUCAUAUGGAAAAUGCUGGAAAUUUUGAAAUUUUCUGGUUUCUGGGUAAUUUUCGACGGAAAAUCAAGAAUUUUAGGUUAAAAAUCAUGAAAAAUCUCAUUUUUCACCCAAAAAUUCCUAAUUGUUUGCAGUUCAUGCUGAUGGUGUUCCAAUAGAAUGGUUCCUGCCAAUUAUUCCCAAAUUAGACGCCGCCAAACACGACGAAGCGAUUGCCAAUAUAUUGCUCAUGUUAAAACAUAUGGGUGAGUGUUUUCCUGGGAAAUUUUGAAUUUUCCCGUUUUCCCGCUGAAAUUUGAGCCGGGAAAGUUUUAAAUUUGAAAAAUUCGAGGUUUUUUACCCCGGGAAACAUUUUUUUUUCAAAAAAAAAAUUCAAAUUUUCGAAUUUCCCGCCAUCGUUUUUUUGGCGCCAAAACUGAAAAUUCAAAUUUUUGCAGACCGUGAACCUUGGCCUGGUCUAAUUCGAUCGAUUUUCUCGCGAAUUCCCGGAAAAGACGAUAAUUUCACAAUUGACGCGUUGAAAGUAUUGAUUGAUGAUGCGGAACAAUGUCAGCGGGUUGCGGAAUUGGUCGGCGGAUUGAUCAAAAAAUUGAUUGCGGUGAGAUUUUGACAUUUCUCGUGGCGAUUUUCGAAGUCUUCGUGAAAAAUUAGCCAGGAAUGAUGUUUUUCUGAGUUUCUAGCGUUAAAAUUGACGCGUGGCCGAGUUUUUUGGAUUUCUAGGCCAUGAGGUGGAAAGUUAGGCCACGGCGAAAAAUUGAGAUUUUUUUGUGUUUUCUGGAUCAGAAAAACACGGGUUAAAAGAUGAGAGUAUUGAAAUUUCAAAUUAUGGCCUUGUUUUGGAUUUCUAGGCCACGGGUUUGGUUUUCUAGGCCAUGACCUAAAAUCAGGCUUAUUUGGUGUUUUCUAGAUCAGAAAAACACGGGGAAGAAGAUGAGAACAUUGAAAUUUCAAAUCAUGGCCUAGUUUUGGAUUUCUAGGCCACGGGUUUGGUUUUCUAGGCCAUGGCUCAAAAUUAGGCUAGUUUGGUGUUUUCCGAAGCGGAUUUUCAUGAAAAACACGAUUUUCACGAUGAUAAAGCUUGAUAUGGCCUAGUUUUUGAGAUUUUCGGGUUUCUAGGCCAUGUUUAUACUCAUUUCAACCCAAAUUUCUUGCAGAACAAUGAAAUUCUGGGAAUUGGCACCAAAACGACGCCAAACACCAAAAAAGCGGCUCCAACAAAAGUCUCGCUACAACAACUCUUGGAACAUUUGACACAAUUCAGUGAUGCGUGUUUGGAGAAAAAGCAAAGAGCAACUGAGAUGUUUUUGUCCAAACAUUAUAUGCAGGAAGCGUUUUCCAGUAUUAAAACGUGGGUUUUUGAGCCAAAAAUUGUGAUUUUUGGGUGAUUUUGAGCUAAAAUACGGUAUUUUUGAUGAAAAAUGACCUAAAACACGAUAUUUUGAUGAAAAAUCACCUAAAACACGAAAUUUUGAUGAAAAAUGACCUAAAAUAGGGUAUUUUUAAUGAAAAAUGACCUAAAAUACCCUAAUUUUGACCCCAAGUUACCCUAAAUCCCCCCAAAAAUUCAAUUUCAGCAAUGAUAAAUCAUCGGUGCUCACCAAAAAAUAUCACAAUUUAUUCGGAGUCAUGGAUAUUUUGGCGGCCGAUUUGAAGGAGCAAAAUUCGAGACAACUUCGAGGAAAUCGGUGGGUUUUAGACUAGAAAUCUAGACUAGAAAAUGAAAAAUUUGAAAAUUUCACGAAAGUUGAGCCCUGGAGCAUGUUUUUGAUGGAAAAUUUGAAAAAAUUUGUUUUUUUUUUUGAUUUUGGCCAAAAAAUACAGUAGUUUUGACACCAAAUUCGAAAAUUUCAUCAAAAAUUGAGUUUUUUUCCCUCGAAAAAAUUUUUUUCCGGAAAAUUUCCCAUUUUUUGUUGUAAAAAAAUAUUUAGCCUACAAAUAAAUAUAGGUCAGACUAGACUAUAGUCUAUAAUAUGUAGACUAGAAAAACUGGAUUUUUCAUUGAUUUUUAGCUAAAAUUGACCAAAAUUGAGCCCUGGAGCAUGUUUUUAAUGGAAAAUUUUGAAAAUUUCAUGAAAUUUUAGCCAGACUAGACUAUAGUCUAGCCUAGACUAGAAAAACUGAAAAAUUUUGAAUUUCAGACAAGGAUCGGCUGCUGAAAAAUCGGCGAGUUCGUCACCGGCAAAACGAAAGACUGAAAAUGAGGUGGGUUACUGUAGAUACUGUAGUUUUUGGCGACAAAAAUGGGGCUCAGGAUUACUGUAGUGGACUUUUUUCCAGACAUUUUUUGUACUCAAAAUCUCUCUGAAAAUGUAGUUUUAGCAUUUUUCUCUAUUUUUCUUCCCCCCAAAAAAAUAUUUGAAAAAUUUUCAGAAAAAUCCUCUUUUUUUCCAGCUAAUCCAGAUUUUUGUGACGUCACACACCAACAAAAAAAUCUGGCUUCAUUUUUAGCCAAAAAAAAAAAAAAACAAAAAUAGAACAUUUGAGGGAAACCUGACGUUUUUCCGAUUUUUUCUUGUAGGUCAUGAAAAAUUCAACUACAGUACCCCUGGAUCAAAUCUACAGUACCCUCUUUUUUCCAGGAAACCGAUUCAAAUUCGAAACGCCGAAAAUGCCAAAAAGAUAUCAUACAACUCGAUGAUUCGGAUUCGGAUUAA
This is a messenger RNA of Caenorhabditis angaria, 12375 nucleotides long. The record is from the annotation of a GenBank genome assembly. Lineage: Eukaryota; Metazoa; Nematoda; Chromadorea; Rhabditida; Rhabditidae.